UCCUUAAAAUGGAUAAGAAUCUUGAUACAAAUUUGGUAGAAAAAUAAAAGGAAAAAAGAAUCUUAAAUUACUCAGCUCCAGCCAGCGUUGAAAACUUUGAUUUUCCUUUAAAUACACACAAAAAAAAGAUCAACAGAUCUGCAGAAUUAUCAUUUUUCUUCUCCAUAGAACUAAUCUUCCAAAAGGGUAGUCGCUGAGAGCUUGGAGGUCCAAUGGCGAUUGGUAUGAAGCAGAUGUCUAUGAUAAUAGCAACCCUUGGUGUUUUAUCCUUUAUAUUUGGAGUUAUAGCUGAAAACAAGAAGCCUGCAGCUGGGACUGCAAUAUCAGGAAAAGGCGUUGUUAUUUGUAAAUACAAGUCUGAUCCUACUGUUGCCUUGGGCUAUUUGUCUUUUGUUUUUCUUGCUGCAUCUUCUGUGGCCGGUUUUCUGUCUUUGUUUUAUCCGUAUCAAGGAAAGUCAGUUCCACAAGCUGCUUUGCUGAGAAACACUAGUUUCCUCGUGUUCUUAAAUAUUGCAUUGGGCACAACUGGUUUAGCAGCAACAUUGUUGUUGUGGCCUACAAUCACCGAGCAACUUCAUAUCACACGCAACAUUCAUCACAACUUGCAGACCGAUUGCCCAACUGCCAAGACCGGUCUUCUAGGUGGAGGUGCCUUCUUGUCUCUUGAUUCCGCGCUCUUCUGGUUGGUGGCUUUGAUGUUGGCUGAUAACGCUCGUGAGGAUUAUUUCCAAGAAACGGAUAUCAAGGGCGAGCCGAAAGCAAGUUAUGCAGAUGAUGAAAUUAUCAAGACCAGUGCUUAAGCCUUUCUACUCUCUCUUUGUUAUAUGUGUUGUUGCAAAAUGAACUUUCAGCACAAACUGUAAAAAAAACAUGUUUUCCUGCCUUUCUAAGUAUAAUAAAAUAUAUGGAUUGUUUUCCGUA
Solanum lycopersicum (tomato) is the source of this 921-nucleotide messenger RNA. RefSeq lists its product as uncharacterized. Lineage: Eukaryota; Viridiplantae; Streptophyta; Magnoliopsida; Solanales; Solanaceae. The record is from RefSeq and is a predicted model, not a curated record.